This is a messenger RNA of Erigeron canadensis, 1345 nucleotides long. RefSeq lists its product as uncharacterized. NCBI's taxonomy places the organism in Eukaryota, Viridiplantae, Streptophyta, Magnoliopsida, Asterales, Asteraceae. The transcript has 8 exons. The record is from RefSeq and is a predicted model, not a curated record. Bases 84 to 1202 code for a protein of 372 amino acids.
CAAGAAAACAAUAAACAGGAAGGGGCAGGGAGAUAUACAGAGACACAAAAACCUCAAACCCACCCCCACCACCACCUCCAAUUAUGGGUGCUGAAUUUCUCCCAAAGCCCAGUCAGAAUCAUGACAUCUCCGGCGAAUCGGACGGUCCUCCGGUCAUCUUAGGCCUCCUUCCGGCGGCUUUAAUUGACCACAUAGCAAGGGUUGACCAAACAAUCCUGUCCACAAUUCCCGGUGAACCUGGUGGUUCUUUCCCUGUUGCAGCAGAGGAGUUGAAACAUUUACUAAAGGAGGUGGAUGCCCAUAUUCUAUCUUCUUCAUGUGAUCUGCCUCCUAUAAAGACUAUAGCUGGAGGAAGUGUGACUAACACCAUUAGAGGGCUUGCAGCGGGUUUUGGGGUCUCUUGUGGAGUAAUUGGAGCUUGUGGGGGCGAUGAACAAGGUGACAUGUUCGUGAAAAACAUGACCCUUCAUGGUGUGAACAUAUCAAGAUUAAGGGUGAAAGAUGAACAUACGGGUCAGUGCAUUUGUUUGGUUGAUGCAUUGGGCAAUCGGACUAUGCGACCAUGCCUUGCUACUGCUGCUAAAGUACAGGCAGGUGAAUUACAGACGGAUGAUUUUAAAGGCUCCAAGUGGUUGGUUGUCAGAUAUAAUAUAUACAAUUUAGAAGUUACUAAAGAGGCUAUCAAAAUGGCAAAACAAGAAGGAGUUCUUAUAUCUCUAGAUUUAGCUAGUUUUGAGAUGGUUCGAAAAUUUAGGGCACCACUUUUAGAACUGCUGGAGUCGGGUAACAUUGAUCUUUGCUUUGCAAAUGAAGAUGAAGCCGCUGAACUUUUAAGUGAUGAGCAAGUGGCUCAACCCGAGGCUGCACUUGAUGUCUUGGGCAAAUACUGCCAAUGGGCAGUGGUCACAUUAGGUGCUAACGGAUGUAUUGCAAGACAUAAGAAAGAGGUUGUGAGAGUUCCAGCUAUUACGCACACGAUGGCCAUUGAUGCAACCGGGGCUGGAGAUCUCUUUGCAGGUGGAUUUUUGUACGGUUUGGUAAAAGGACUGUCUCUUGAGGAAUGUUGCAUAGUCGGGUCUUGCAGUGGUGGAUCUGUGAUUCGGUCGCUUGGUGGGGAAGUAUCGCCGGAAAACUGGCAAUGGAUGUAUAAGCAAUUGAAAAACAAUGGUCUUUCUGCUCCUAACAUUGUAAAUGAUGUCUAGGAUGAGUUAUAUUUAUGAACCAAAAAAGGUCUUGUAUCAAGUCCAAGUUGUUAAGUUAGACAUUUUGUCUGUGUCUUCUCUAAAUUUUUGGAAUGAAUUUCUAAGACUGAUCAAAUAUAUGAUGAAUGACCUGUUUUUUGUUU